This is a messenger RNA of Lindgomyces ingoldianus, 480 nucleotides long. RefSeq lists its product as uncharacterized. NCBI's taxonomy places the organism in Eukaryota, Fungi, Ascomycota, Dothideomycetes, Pleosporales, Lindgomycetaceae. Bases 1 to 480 code for a protein of 159 amino acids. The transcript is spliced from 3 exons. The record is from RefSeq and is a predicted model, not a curated record.
AUGGGCAAGGAUAGGGUGGUGUACAUAGAGUGCAUUUCCGACACGGGAGACAUUGGUUUUCUCGUGAAAGGCGACCCACACUACGAAAGUGUAAACUACACCUUGUCCUCUUCUAAGAAUCCUGCCAAAGCCACGCGGUUCAAACGUCACUACCUGCGCUCACUGUCCUGGUCUCCCGACAGCAAGAACGUUGUCUACGGAGUGUCCGGCUUCUAUGAGCGCCAUGUCGAAGACCCUAUUGUGGGCUGGGAUGACGAACGGGAGUGCCCCUUCAUAACCGUGAUGCCUUCGCUUUCUAUGCAAGGCAAAAUCGCCAACACUGAAUUCUCUACGGGGAACAGCACCGUCGCUGUUAUGAAAUCAGAGGGCACAGAAAAGAAAAUAGUCUUUGACUCGAUGAAGAGUGGCAUGUACGUCGAUCACGGACAAUGGAUCGCUUUUAGCUUAAGAUUGCAACUCAAUGAUGCACGCUCCUUGUGA